Messenger RNA from Scleropages formosus (Asian bonytongue), 1884 nucleotides. Its product is annotated as polymeric immunoglobulin receptor-like. The coding region runs from base 1 to 1884 and encodes 627 amino acids. Gene Ontology annotation, cellular component: plasma membrane. Gene Ontology annotation, molecular function: transmembrane signaling receptor activity. NCBI's taxonomy places the organism in Eukaryota, Metazoa, Chordata, Actinopteri, Osteoglossiformes, Osteoglossidae. The transcript has 10 exons. The record is from RefSeq and is a predicted model, not a curated record.
AUGUGGACGGAGAGUUGGUCACAUACAGAAAGUGGAGGAUCAGUCACCAUCCCAUGUCACUAUCAUCAGAGAUAUAAAGAACAUGUGAAAUACUGGUGUAAAGGGUACACAUGGUCAUCCUGUAGUACCAUGGUACGCAGUGACUCACCACAGAGUAAAGGUGAGGUGUCCAUCACUGAUGAUCCCGACAAGCUGGUCUUCAAUGUGACCAUGAGGAACCUACAGGAGAACUGUUCUGGUACUUUCUGGUGUGGAGUGGAGAUCAACGGGGUACCAGCAUAUGGUGCAAUUCUGGUUUUAAACGUUACAGCAGGCUCCUCUGUUGUCCCACAGGAAACCACAGUGAACACAGUCAUCGAAAGUAAAGUAACUUCAGCCUCACUGACACAACCAGCAACCCGAACCCAAACACUCAACUCGACUUCAGCGACAAUUUACCCAGGAACAUCGACAUCGACAAUUGAGACCGAGGACUCAAAAAGUGGUGACACCACGCAGGACACACAGUCACACUCAGUGUCCGCACUGCAGAAGUUUGACACACACAUGGCUUCUCUCCUUUAUCUCGUCCUCCUCAUCUUCACCACGGUACCAGGUAACGGCUGUGUGAGAACAUCAAAGAACAUAUCGCAACCGAGAGGAGGAUCAGUCACCAUCCCAUGUUACUAUGAUUACAUAUAUAUACACCACGUUAAAUACUGGUGUAAAGGGUACACGUGGUCAUCCUGUAGUACCAUGGUACGCACUGACACACCACAAUGGAAGGGUGACGUGUCCAUCGCUGAUGACCCUGACCAGCGAGUCUUCUAUGUGACCAUGAGGAACCUAAAGGAGGAGGACUCUGGCUGGUACUGGUGUGGAGUGGAGACUGGUGGAAUUGGCAUAGCGGUUUACUUGACAGCUCUGUACUUAACAGUAACUCCAGGUGUGUGGGCUGAGAGCUGGAUGUCAGCAUUGAGGGGAGAAUCUGUCACCAUCCAAUGUCGCUAUGAUCAGAGAUAUAAACACAGUGUGAAAUACUGGUGUAAAUGGGAAACAUGGUCAUCCUGUAGUACCAUGGUACGCAGUGGCUCACCACAGAGAAAAGGUGACGUGUCCAUCGCUGAUGACCCCGACCAGCUUGUCUUCACUGUGACCAUGAGGAACGUACAGGAGAAGGAUGCUGGCACUUACUGGUGUGGAGUGGACAUUGGUGGAACUGGCACUAUGGAUGACAGCGCAUAUAUUUACUUAACAGUAUAUGCAGACAGACCAGAUGUGUCGACAGAGGGCUGGUUACAUGGAGAAAGUGGAGGAUCUGUCACCAUUCGAUGUCACUAUGAUCAGAUAUAUAAAUACCAUGUGAAAUUCGGGUGUAAAUGGUAUCACAGAGAAUCAUGUAGUACCAUGGUAAGCAGCGACUCAGCACAGACGGAAGGUGACGUGUCCAUCACUGAUUACCCCAACCAGCUGGUCUUCACCGUGACCAUUAUGAACGUACAAGAGAAGGAUGCUGGCUGGUACUGGUGUGGAGUGGAGACUGAUGGAACCAGGAUUUAUCUCAAAUCUGUACAUAUAUCAGUUACAGGCUCCUCUGCUGUCCCACAGAAAACCACAGCAAAGACAAUCAUCGAAAGUAAAGUAACUCCAGCCUCACUGACACAACCAACCGCUGCCAUUCGAAGAGUCGACUUGACUUCAACAACAGCUCAACCGAGAGGAGCCACAACUAGCCCGUUUUCUUCAACUGCCUUGACUGUCAGUGCAACCAAAGAGCCCAACAGCACUGAAUUACCAGGCAGAGGACACACUUUGGAUGUGUUGAGACACUCGGCUGUAGCUCUGGUCUACCUGAUAUGCACCAUCAUCGCCGUGAUCAAGAACUGGACCUACUGCAAUCAAUAA